Molecule: messenger RNA, 1269 nt
Organism: Pararge aegeria (speckled wood butterfly)
Lineage: Eukaryota; Metazoa; Arthropoda; Insecta; Lepidoptera; Nymphalidae
Exons: 1
Coding region: 46-705 (219 amino acids)
Source: RefSeq, a predicted model, not a curated record
UAUUGUGUACCGCGGCCUAUCGUGGAAAAUACAAAUGAAAAAACAAUGAACACCGCGCUUACAUUAUACUGUGCUCUCAUUAUUAUAAGUGAUACAAAUUGCUUCUACGUUCAGAAUACAAGCGACCACAAAGACUUUGAUAGACAAGCGGUUAUAUUAAGGAAACUACAAAAUUUGCAGGAACGCGAUUCGAGAAAUUCAACUCAAACUACGACGUGGAGCGAAAUUCUGGCUGAUGUUCUUGUGAAGGAAAUGUUUUCAUAUAAGAAAGUUGAUACCAUAAAACACAUAAGCAAACCGCCCGAGGAAACUACAAGUUUUUUGGUUAAAGCAGUCAGUCGUGUAUUAGAGGCAUACAAAAUAUAUGUAUUUGAUAAAAUGAGAAGUAAUUAUAGCGAGACUAAAGUAAAUAAAGGAACUGAUGACACUACAAGUAAAAUUGGAAUAAUUAAAAAUGAAACUGAAGCUAUGAGUAAUCCAAACGACGAUGUAGAAAUUAUAGAACCGAAAUAUCAUGGCAAAUUGCAAGGAAAUGGAAGUUUGGAAUUUCCAGAUAGUGUUAGUGAUUGUGGGGAUGGAUUAAUAAGGGAUGAAGAUGGGAAUUGUGUUGAGCCGAAACAUUCGAAGUUUGUUUUGUCUGUACCGUGGCAGUGUCCGAUCGGUUAUAGACCCGAUUGGCUUGGUUAUUGCAGAGUUUCGCUUUAAUCUAUGAUUUUAAGUGCAGGAUUAUUCAGUAAAGUGUGGUUGUUAGAUAUUAAAAUUACAAUAAUCAUCAGUAGUCUAUAACGGUUCACCUCUGGACUAAAGGCCUAUGCCAAAAGGAGGGUAUGUCUUUUCCAUGCUCAUUUAAAAUUUUAUGGGCAGACGAGCUGGUGAUCGCCGUAGAUAGUAGUCCCCCGUUUUUCUCACUUAGUCACCUCGUAAGACACCGUUGCGGGGAGAGGACGGAUCGGUGACAACUGUAUUCUGAUCUGCCGUCACCAUGCGGCAGGAUUUAAAAAAUAUAAACCGACUUUACUGUAGCUAAUGCAAUGUUUUUAUCUAUACGGUAGAAGUUUAUUGUAUCCAUUUAUUUUGAUUGAAAACCAAACGCGUAAACCGAAUAUGAUAAAAUUUCUAUGAAAGCAAUCUGAAUGUAUACCUUAAAACCUACUAAAAAAGAAAAAUAUAAAUUGGUUUAUAAGUAACGGAGUUCUGAGUUUAAAAACGGUUUUGUACAUGUGUACCGAAAAAAAUUUAGGUGUGCAGAAUAAACCUGAAAUUUUAAAA